Messenger RNA from Schistosoma curassoni, 411 nucleotides. Lineage: Eukaryota; Metazoa; Platyhelminthes; Trematoda; Strigeidida; Schistosomatidae. The record is from the annotation of a GenBank genome assembly.
AUGGCGUGUGAAGAAAGAUGCGGAUAUUUUAUGAAGGAAAAAAAUAAAUUUUGUCAUCAACUUCGCGCUAAGGGUUCAGAUCGCUGUUUUUACCACAUUAGCGAACCAUCCAUAGCUAAAAUGGCUUGUCCAAUGGAUCCAACACAUUUCGUCAGCCCUUCAAAUCUUAACAAACACUUGAAAAAGUGUAGUAAGCGGCGUAGAGUUAAGGUUGUAAGCUGUUGUUUUAUCAUGUUGAAUGAUUUUCAGGUAUAUGAUGUGACUGGAAUCAAUUCAGCCAACUUAUGUGAUCGUAAAAUUGUUCCAAAAAUGUCGCUAGCUGAUGUGUCUGCAUUUACAACGUUACGGCUGAUAGCACGUUUAGAAGAAUUGAGUACAGAGUUGAAUCUCAUUGACCGAAUCGAAGAUUAA